CGCAGCAGCAGUGGGCGCAGCUAGCGGGUCAGCUGCGGAGCGGGGGUGCAGCGCGCUUUGCCCCCCGUACCCCUCCCCCUCGGACGCAGCCCCACCCCUCUGCCCGCCGGGCCGUCCCAGCCGAACUAUCCCCUGCGGCGCCAGCGCGGGGCGGCUCCGGGCGCCCCCAGCAGACCCCCAUCAUGGGCAGCCAGAGCUCCAAGGCUCCCCGGGGCGACGUGACCGCCGAGGAGGCAGCGGGCGCUUCCCCCGCGAAGGCCAACGGACAGGAGAAUGGCCACGUGAAAAGCAAUGGAGACUUAACCCCCAAGGGUGAAGGGGAGUCACCACCCGUGAACGGAGCAGAUGAGGCAGCUGGGGCUACUGGUGAUGCCAUCGAGCCAGCGCCCCCUAGCCAGGAAGCUGAGGCCAAGGGGGAGGUCGCCCCCAAGGAGACCCCCAAGAAGAAGAAGAAAUUCUCUUUCAAGAAGCCUUUCAAAUUGAGUGGCCUGUCCUUCAAGAGAAAUCGGAAGGAGGGUGGGGGUGAUUCUUCAGCCUCCUCACCAACAGAGGAAGAGCAAGAGCAGGGGGAAAUCAGCGCCUGCAGUGAUGAGGGCACUGCCCAAGAAGGGAAGGCUGCUGCCACCCCUGAGAGCCAAGAGCCCCAGGCCAAGGGGGCAGAGGCCAGUGCUGUCUCCAAGGGAGGAGACGCGGAAGAAGAGGCAGGGCCCCAGGCUGCAGAGCCAUCCACUCCCUCGGGCCCAGAGAGUGGCCCCGCAUCUGCCAGUGCUGAGAAUGAGUAGCUGGGCGGGGGCUGGUGGGUGAUCUCUAAGCUGCAAAAACUGUGCUGUCCUUGUGAGGUCACCAUCUGGACCUUGUGCCCUGGCUGCCUUCCUGUGCCCAGAAAGGAAGGGGCUUGUUGCCCCGUCCCAGCCACGCUCCCUCUUCUCCCUCCUGUGGAUUCUCCCAUCAGCCAUUUGGUCUUACUAUUAGGCCAGUUGAAGAUGGUCCCUUACGGUUCCCAAGUUAGGUUAGUGAUGUGAAAUGCUCCUGCCUCUCUCCUUCCCAAGCCCCAUCCCCGCUGAAGGCAACUGCUGGGUUUCCAAUUCUUUUCCAAGUUCGUUUUGUUUAUCCUGCUUCUCAAGCCCCUGAGCCAGAAGUGGGGCUUACACUCCCAAACCCCGAGCGUCCAGCCUUUCCCUUGUUGAAUUCUUAGUCUCUUGUGCUGUGCCCUGUGGCACCUGGGCUGGGGAGGGCAUUGCCCCUGUCUGGGUUUUUAUAAAUGUCUUACUCAAGUUCAAACCUCCAGCUUGUGAAAUCACCGUGUCUCUGACUUGAUAAGCAAGUAUUAGGCUUCAGGCGGGAGGGAGGUCUGUAAUGUGAAACAACUCCUUGUUGUCUUUCCCCCCUCCCAUUGUUGUAAAUAACUUUUAAUGGCCAAACCCCAGAUUUGUACUUUUUUUUUCUAACUGCUAAAACCAUUCUUCCACCUGGAUUUACUGUAACAUUUGGAAAAGGAAUAAAUGUUGUCCCUUUA
Molecule: messenger RNA, 1516 nt
Organism: Rattus norvegicus (Norway rat)
Lineage: Eukaryota; Metazoa; Chordata; Mammalia; Rodentia; Muridae
Gene: Marcksl1
Product: MARCKS-like 1
Exons: 2
Coding region: 183-782 (199 amino acids)
Cellular component (GO): plasma membrane; cytoskeleton
Molecular function (GO): calmodulin binding
Source: RefSeq, marked provisional